This is a messenger RNA of Orbicella faveolata, 8055 nucleotides long. RefSeq lists its product as uncharacterized. The record is from RefSeq and is a predicted model, not a curated record. Lineage: Eukaryota; Metazoa; Cnidaria; Anthozoa; Scleractinia; Merulinidae.
AAGCCUGAAUUUUUUUCAGCCUUUAAUUUCACAACUGCUUAAGUUGUGAAUAUAAUUGCGAUAAUCAUUGAUGUAAUACUACCCCUUAAUUAUGAUCCUCUGCACCAGGGUCAACUAGAGUUUUGGUUAUACGGUAUACAGUGGAGUUAACUGAAAUUGGCCCUGGGGGAUGGUGGUAUACAAUAUUUUCAUGCAAAAAUGAGAGUAUUUUCAGUUUUUUUAGUUGCUGAUGUAAAGUAUUUGUUGUUUGGUUUCUUUUCUCAGGAAAGUGGUUUGAUAUUUUUGGAAAAAUUGUUGGGUUGUUUUUGAGUAGUUCUUUUUUGAGAUAUAUUGAUACACCUCUAUCCAUGCUUCCCCCUUUUUGGAACAAACAUCUUAAAAGUAAAUUAAUUCUCUAUUGCCCAUCAGCUGCCUAUGAACAUGCAUGCAAUCCACUUUCAAAACUCUUUGCCACACAAAAGCCGCUCAGAAACCAUACAAUUGGGCCGGGAGGGAUUCCUUACGUUUCUUCUAGGAGAAGUUGUGACUUACAACCCAGAAGAGACAACGAGUAUCAACUUUCCAUCUCGGCUGAUUUGUGUUUUUUAAAUGCAGGUUCCGGCUGAACAGAUAUCACUUUUGAACAAACUCAAGAAGCAUCUUCACAAUCCUCUGAAAACUACGCAAAGCGCUUACAAGGUUGCCAUGGGUUCUGAGCCUGAGUGCACGGGUUUUGAGGACGAUGCAAGUUGUGUGUGGACACUGGAUUACAUUUGGUUCGAUUCAGAAAAUUUAAAGGUCACAGCUGUGUUGGAAACUUUACCCGAGUCAGCUAUUGCUACGUACAGAGGAUUUCCGAAUGAGUAUUUUUCAUCAGACCAUUUUUCUUUGAAGGCAAAUUUCAAGAUCAUUGAAAAACUUUGAUUGUUGCGACAGUAAGCUACGAACAGGGUUGCCACAAGUCUCCCUCCCUGUAUUCAAACCAAAAAAUACAAAAGUUUCUUGUGUGUUGAAAUUUGUCCCCCUCUUCAGUUUCUCUGUAACUGACGAAUCGUUCCAGUUGAAUAAUAUAAUGGCGCGCUAUAUAAACUGAGCUCUGGUCAGCCUCUAGCAGUACUCAGACGUUUUGGAGACAUGUUGCGUGAGAAUUCUAUGACAAAAACAGGACAAUGACAGAAUCCUGUAUUAAGUCAUAUCUCAGAGUACACAUCUUUCAAAAGAUUUCAUUAACUCGGCCCAGGGUCAUCAUUACACGAGAGUGCGGUUGUUCACGAAAACACGCAUGUCUGGGAUGUCUAGUCAUGCCAGAACAAGUCUACAGAAAAAGAAAGAAAACAUUGCGGUCAAACACGCGAUGCUUAUUUAACACGACAAUUUUUGUUAUAUUAGACUACAACACGGUGUGGCAUCUUGUGUAUAUAAUCAAUGGGGUUUUGCCCGGCGUAAGUAUUCAGUGUAAGAUUGCAUGAUGCUCUGAUCAGUUAAUUCACUUUUAUCCACAGGGUCAAGUUGUGGUUUGCGGUCAAACGAACACGCGUACGUAUAACCCUUUCAUGCCUGACUAACAACUACACAGGUUCUCCCUAUCUCCAUAUGGCUUUUGUCUACUUUCUAGUUGGGAGAAUUUGAUUAUCCAUUAAGACAUGGUUGACUCUGAUCGCACUUGGAUCUUACCGAGAUCAAAUCUCGGAUAAUCUUAUCUGCGACACGUUUCCUCCAGUAGUAAUUGAUUUUAAUUUGCUCUCUUUUCCAGCGCCCUUAAAUCCGGAAAAUGUUUGAAACACUUCUAGCUGGUGUUUUAGAAACUAAGUCAAAAGUGCUAUUAGUCAGACAGAAUGGUGAAAUGAAUGAAGGAAAAUGUCAGAGUUGAUUAAAUGGGUCUAACGAAGAGUUGUUUAAACUCUAUGACUUUUCUGACGCCGAUCGUGAUCCAUAUAAUCUUAGACGGGAUAGAAUGUCUGAUUAGAAUGACCCUUCUCCCCUCAGCCUAAAGUCUGUAAUGAAUUUGCGCUAAACCCAACACGCGCUAUUUUUCCACCAUUGCAACUGGAACGUGAUGGUCUUACCUACUUUAUUAACAAACAGGUUCAAGGCAUCUUAGGCCCAAGUUUGGGCCUAAGAUGCCUUGAACCUGUGCUUGGCUGACAGAGGGGCAAGUAGAAUUUUAGACUGAAAAGGCCGAUCAUUUAAAUGAAACUUAGAAAGGGCCAGUAACUUGAGAAAAAGUCACGAACUAAACUAGCUUACAUCACGUCAAGUAAACGCGAUCCACUUAGUGAAACAGGGUCGCAAAAUUAGAAUUUCUUAGGUCUUGUACAUCGUAAGGGUUUUUAUGGCUGAGCGGCACAUCCCCACCCAAUGUUUUUGGCGAGUACCCCCGGGGCAGAUCAAAGGGAAAGACUUUUUAGUAAAAGGCAGAAGGACUUCUCUCCCCUUUUAAAACAGUAAAAAAGCCACAUCUUCUUUAUCACUCUCAUCCCCUUCCUUGCCGUUUUGAGCACCGUUUGCCAUCUAAAUCGGCGCUUAGAUCCUGUUUUAGACACAGGAAAUUGUUAUAUGUCCACUUGUCAUUUAACUACAACCAGCUGGGAACACUCAAGACUAUCAUUUUCACUGGAAAUGAAGUCAUCAAUAUUCUGAUUGUACAAACAGACAGCGUUGAGUACUCAAAUUUAGGGCGGGGAUGCUUCGCCCACGUGAAAACAAUAACUAUUUUAAGAAACGUUCGAGCAGUGUUUUAUGAUUAUGUCCUGCGGCAGUGAAAUAAAAUCCAUUCGUAUGCACUCACGGAACAGGCCUUGUUUGUUGAGUUCAUCUUUUUGGUCUGAGAACUAAAAUCAUAUAAACUGUACCUCCAAAUUUACUAUCAAGACCUCGUCGUAAUAGACAGUUUGCCUGGUGCUGAACUCGUGUUAACUGUAGUUUUAUCAUUUAACACUAAUAAACAAGCAUAAACAAGUUCAGGCCAUGCUGGAGGAAACAAAACUACUAUAAACUCGAGCUCAUAACUGACCACUCGCUUCUAUAGACACUUUCCUUGGUCCGGAAAGGCCAAGAUGCCAUUUCUCAGGUUCUAACCGCUACAAUAAGAACACCUUGUGUAGACCAUAAUUUCAUCAAAUUUUAUCACUAUUUUAGCAGUGAUAAACGCUUGCGUGUAAUCCAUUUAUACCUUCAUACUGGCACCUUAUGGAGCUGGAAUGUACCUAAUUAGAGCAUGAUUAUAGAUACCCCCAUAAAUGGCACUUGAGUUUGUCCCUUCCGGGUGUCCGUAUUGUAUCAACAACGUGAGGAUAUGCAAACUGUUAUCACAACAUUGAAUACCUCCUGACUACACGGACACUUGACCAUCUCGUGCUGUUGGAUGUGUCAAACUGAAGUGAGGUCACGAAAUUAACACGAUUAGCGUUAAUCCAAAAAGCUUGUGUCUAAUGUGACUGCUUGUUUACAAUCUGAAAUUAUUCUCUCAAGUUCCUGAAAUCCAUAAUACCCUACCAUAAUCUCUUAGAAAAACGGGAAUUUGUAUUGAUCGUUAGAGCCAUCGUUGAAAACGUAAAACUGACAAUGACAUGGCUUUUAAAAACUGUGCGACAAAGUAAGAGAAUGGUAAUACAGGGUGGAGUUCCUGCAUAUGUUCGUGCUUAUGGUGUGAGCCAUGUUGAGUUGAUUACGAGACGGUUAUGACCUCUCUAUACGGUACCCAGACUAAUGAAAUCUGUGUCUCUUGUCCACUAAGUGUCGGGCUCUUUUCAAAGCAGGACUGAUUAAGCCAAGCCCUACCCUGAAUCGAUAUUGAAAUGGAAGCAUACGAAAGAGAGGUUUUUACUCUUUAAGUUUUAGUAUUCCGAACAUUCUAUUGGUUAUUAAAAAACGUGACGGUGGGUUGUAACAAAUUACCGUUAUUACAUUUCAUUCACAUCCGGUUUUUCGUCACGCAUGUCUAUCUGUAACGUAACGAAAAUUCCAGAAACUUUCAGUUUAGCAAGUUGUGGUGUCCAACAAAAUUAUGUUGCAAACGAUUUGAUUUAUUUUUGGUGAGAUUUUUUACAGGGAAGUAUUUAGCUCUACUUUAUUUUUUUAGAAGGUUUUUCUUAAUGGGGGAGAUAGUGAAACUAAACUGCGAAACAUUUUCGGAUUUUGUAUUUCGUAGGGUGGGGGCGACAUAUUCGACAGGAGACGAAAUGUCUUCUCAAAUAUCACAAUCUAUCAAAGAUUAGAAAAAUAAAAGCAUUUAAAUCGAUAUCCUGUUGGAAGCCACAGCAAUCUCAAGUAGAAAAGCCGGAUCUGUGGGCACGUUCGUUUAGACCAAUAGUGUGGGAUUGUGUCUUAAAAACAGCCACGCCGUGACUAUGGGAAGCCAUUAUACUCUUGUCCUCUAUCCGAUCAAAAUGUCACAAAAAUUGGUCAACCUCUUGUUGAGAUUAUUUGUACUCGCGUUUGUUCUUCUGGCUGAAAGUGGAAGCGGUUCGUUUAACAUCACGAGAUACACAGCCGGUGAUGUUUUUCAAAACAUAAACUCUUCAAGAUCUUGUAACGACAGUGGUGCAAAAUGCGUUUUCGACGGAGAGAAUUCGCCAUUUUGUGGGAUCAACUGCUGUUUCUGUAGGUGCAACAGUCAAACACCGACAUAUCUUCAAAGAAACGGCAACUGCAGUUCAGAAGAUCGAUUGAUGUCCAUUUUGAAAGUCCAAAGUACUAUUCAAGGUUGUAAUCAUCGCACGGUUUUGGGUGUGGACCAUUUUCAGUGUCUGAAUGAGGUUCUUACCACACUGAGCACCGAAAUUCCAGGCAACAAUACCUUAUAUCUGUGUCCAUGGAAGAAGGAGGUCGGCCUUAUUCACUUCCAGCUGGCUAAGAACUUGUUGAGAUGUGAGAUUCUCUCCAAUGAAUCGCUUUAUCUCUUUAAUGGCAGUUGGAAACUUUUUCCACCUGAUGAACAAGUCCUGUCAAAGCUAAAGGUUGAAAUUCGACCAGAUCCCUUUCUUGAAGGUGUGAACAAGCUUUUUCUCAAAUGGACCACUAACUUUGGAAAGCAGUAUGACGGUCGCAUUUUGUCGCUCAAGUUGCAAUGUCAUGGCGAACAAGGAAAACUUUUGAAUUCUUGCGUGCAUUUCAAGAAAAGUGGAUCCCUUACCGACAUCAAGCCAACUUUAAUACCAUCAAUGAAAAGCACCCGCGUAAGAAAUUCUUCUGUCCAGAGGAAUACACCGACAGUAGCAGCCACAACAACUUUCGCGUCUGUUGGAAGGGUCUCCAUUUCGACGACUACGCAUGUGCUGAUUGCUGAUGAUACGUCACUCGGAGACAAACGAAAGAAGUACAACGUAGUUGUUAUUAUUCUGGCAGCUUUAGGUGCGGCUUUGUUCGUCUCCCUUGCGUGUGUAGCCGUUAUUUUUAUUCUGUGGAGACGCAGCCGACGGUUUAAUAUGAGAAAAGAAGCCAAGAACGCCUCUAAUCCUAUUUACGAGCGAGGUGCCUCGGACACGUUAAAAAUGGCGUCAAUCACAAACAGAAGCGGAGAAAACGAGGAAGAAUGGCCCGAGUAUCAGCCGUUGGUGGAGAAUACGAAGCCCAAUGAACAGUCAGACAGCCUGCCUGGUUACCGAGCGCUGUCUACUGGACAGAGGCCCACCCAAGGGGCCCGCUCGUCCAAUUAUCUUAGUUUAAUAAAAGACGAUACGGAAGAAGGGCGAAAUUAUCAGACUUUGGUAAAAGAUGUCGACCCACAGGUAUUACAGACUGUUAAUGAAGAAAAGAUUCCCGAUUACCAGGAGCUAGAAGAACGGACCGAUAGUGAAGAUUCGUUUGAUUCUUCUCACCAUCCUUCCAUGGAUUCCAAUUUAGAUUACGAAGAUCCUCCCUUGGAGGCAAUUAUGAAGAAAAUAAACCCUUCCAAACCAGGGAAACAAAAAAUAAACGAUUUAUCUUCAGACAUGCAUGAUUAUGACGAGCCAGAAGGUAUUAUCGUCAUAUCAGACCAUGGAGAUAACAACGAGCAGGCGAUAAAAGACAAUAUUGACUUUCACGAUUACGCCGACCCGGAUAAUACUGAUGAAGAUAACACAAAAUGUCACGUGGUAGUUAGUGAAGAUGCUUCUUGUUACCAUGAUUACGAUGAUCCCGCUGAAUGAGAAUGGGACCCGUGACAUUGAAUGGGUCUAUAGUGUGGUAUAAGAAUCAUUUACUGGUCACGGCAUCUAUGAUCGUGACUAGUUUUGAGCGUGACUAGUCAUGAGCGUGACUUCCUGUAAGCGUAACUUUCUGUAAGCUUGACUCGCUAUGCGUGACUUGCUAUGGUUAUGCUGGAUUUAUCACAGUCAAGCCUCAAACCCCGUCUAUCCAACAGACGAACAAAUCGAAGUGAAAAAGAGCUGGCGGGAUUCAAGAAUCUUUUUCGAUCAGAAUUCCAUUCUCGAGAGUUAACUGAGCUCUCGGCACUGUAGUUGCCUAGCAACGCGACAUAACCUGACGGUGACAAACUGACGACACAACUGUUGGAAUGUUCGUGCUUUUUCUGAUUUGUCAGUGAGAAUAUUGGGAAUUCUUUGUCUCUUAUAACUCCGACGAAUAUAACAAGUAUUUUUUUCCCUCACUUAAGCGAGCAUUUCUCAAAAACGUCAGUGGUUCUCCUAGCUAUUCCAGUGUUCUAGUCGACAAAGCAAAGGUGUCAAAGUUAGGUGUAUGUUGCUCACUUUUCACGGACGCUCUGUACACAAUCUGAAGUGGAGGGUGGAAUCUCACUUGAGGGAGGGGAAAGACUGGGUAUUACGAAAAUGGUCACUUCUUCCUUGAUAUCUUCACCAAAAAACAGUCAUUGACCAACAGUCAUUGGUCACAAUGAAGGCCUACUUCAAGUUAUAUAUGCUGUGCUCAAGUAUGAACCAAGUUAUUUAAUCGUUUAAGGAAAAUCUCUAUAUCUGGCGAAAAGGCUUUUCGUUUAUUUUCGGUUUUGUAAAUAGUGAAGAUUUACCUCUAAGAGUAGAAAUUUAGUGUACGGGCUAGAACUUGCUCUUCAAAAGAACAGAAUGAAACUUGAAUUUAGCGAAGACAUCGUUUUAGGUGUCCUAAAUAAGUUUAGUGCUAAGUUAGCAUCUAGUGGUCUCUCGUUUUACGCAUGCUCAGUUUCAUCCCUUGCAAGACCCGCACUGAUGACGUAACACUAAAGAGAUCUGAUUGGUCGUGGCUCGCGCGCGAAAAUUUGUGACAGAUGGAAACGCCCGUCAGUGACCUACGUAUCUGCGUGAUGGUUACGUCAUUAGAAUUUGAGUCAGACGUUUCUGUAACGGAACAGUACAGUGCACAUUGAAAGACGGCUAGCUAAAAUUUAAAUAUUGAUAAUUUAGAACUGUCAGUAAGCUGAUUCCUCUCGGCUAUCGUACACCUCCUUGGUAUAAAUUUCUUUGUCUCCCCGACGUUCCACUGCUUAAAACAUUCAAGAUAGCGGCCAAACAUUUUGCGGAGAAAUAUUGACGGUCUUUUGUCGGUCACAAAUUUUCGCGCUCGAGCCACGACCAAUCAGAUCUCUUUAGUGCUACGUCAUCUAGCAGGCUUAGAUUAUCUAAUGAAACGGAAUAAGUAAGCCACUUGGGAGCUAAAUUCAACUUUUACUGUGGGACCACACCGUAUGUCUACCCUGUUAAUACGACCACCUCUUCACUAUGACACCAUUUGUAGUCCAUUUAGCUUAGUUCGACAUGUUCGUAUUUUAUUAACGUUAGGGCAGCCACUAUUUUAUGACCCAAAGGUGGUCGCAUUAGCGGGGUAUGGUCUCGCCAACCAUGAGUCUUUGAAUGCAAUAUUUACUUCCUUCCAUUGUUCUAUUUCCAUAUGUAUCGGUUGAGUCUGAAGUCUUUCCGGCCUUGGCUUUCGUAAGUUUUAUUUUUGUACAAAGUAACCAAAGAUUAGCUGUGACGUUUUUCUAAAAAUAGCUUCGCUUGUAUUACAAAUUACGGGUGGCGAAGAAAAUUACAAUAGUGUAAGUUAUAUUGCUACUGAACUGAAAUUCACUUCCCGUGGUUGAUGAUUUUCUUUAUUGUCAUCGACUGUCUGCAUGACCAGGCAUUGAUAAUGUAAGGA